GACAUUGCAAGGAUCUGACAUCAAAGGGAAGGUCAAAAAGCGACGUCUGCUUGCAAAUACCUUGCACUGGCAUACUGGAAAAUACUGUGUCGGAAACUACGUCCUUUUCCUGCCGUGAAUCAUACAAAACCCGCCGACUUUAUUCUCUGGCCACGAUAGGAUAUACACUCUAGAUACGAUUGCGUCAGCUUGCACUAGCGGCCGCAAGCUAGGCUUGAUGCCUUGGCCAUCUGCCUAAAACCGCAGCCUUCGCCCCGUGAUUUUUCUAGCAAAAUAUCCGCUCGAUAGGCUCGGGGAUGGAAGCAGUCUUGAUCUCCAUGAGCCGUGCAAGACACCGAUCCCGAAAAUCAAGAAACCCCUUGUCAAGCAUUUGCUUGCGUUUCAUCAAGGAUUUGGCCUUGUCAAGCCCCUGUUGCACCUGUCUAGACUUCCACUCCGCCGCACUGGUCACAGUAGCCGCAACAAUCCGGUUUUUUUUCAAGUUGCGCCCUACAAAUCCAUCAACAGCCUCGGCUGUCUCCCCCAUGACAUUUGCAAGAGGACUGGGGUUGAGCAACUGCGCAAUAUUUGCGGUAGUUCCGUUUAUUCCGUUGCGGAAAGUAUCUACCGAACGGUGGCUAGGGAUCUGGACUACAGCCCUAGAAAGCUGGCCGAGUCUUCCCCGGGCACGAGCCAAUAAGUUUCUCAUCAGCAGGAUUGUUUUAAUUGCUUUUCAGUCUCCCAAGCGAAAUUCCGAAGCAAAGUAUGGCGAAGAAGAGCCGUCAGAAAGAAUCUUUGUGGCCCAGAAAUGGAUGCGAAAAAGCGCACCAGACACGGCAUGGCCAGAUCCGGUGAGGCCCAUAGGAUGUUUUACUGUCAUGGACUACUUGAUUAUUUAGAAGCUUUCGAAAAAUUUAAAAAUGAUUGUAACAUGAGUAGCCAGGGCCGAAAGGACCUUUGCAAUUUCGAUAUUCAUGGGGUCAUUGCAUAGAUAUUUGGGCAACUCCUCACCGAUGUCAUCAGGCUUGCAUUGUUUAAAGUUAUGAAAAACCAAGACAAUAAACCAGA
This is a messenger RNA of Metschnikowia bicuspidata var. bicuspidata NRRL YB-4993, 1047 nucleotides long. RefSeq lists its product as uncharacterized. The transcript has a single exon. The record is from RefSeq and is a predicted model, not a curated record. Lineage: Eukaryota; Fungi; Ascomycota; Pichiomycetes; Serinales; Metschnikowiaceae. Bases 297 to 878 code for a protein of 193 amino acids.